This is a messenger RNA of Onthophagus taurus, 1487 nucleotides long. RefSeq lists its product as uncharacterized. The record is from RefSeq and is a predicted model, not a curated record. Lineage: Eukaryota; Metazoa; Arthropoda; Insecta; Coleoptera; Scarabaeidae.
CCCACAAAGAAUCAGGUAUAAAUAAUGAUGUCACUAGAAGAUUUUAUGUCCCAAAAUCAUAAAAACACGAUAAAACCCAGUAAAAUAAACAAUGGAAAAUGUGUACUGCCAACAACGACCUUGAACGAAGUGAUUCAGCUUAGUGCGAAAUUUCCAAUAUCGUUCCCGAUAGAUUCAGCAAAAUGCGAAUCGUUAAAAAAAGUUGUAAGUGACGAAAUUUUAGAAAGAAAUAUUCGAUCUGUUUAUCCUAUAAUUCAUCAAAAAGUUUUGAUUUUAUACAAAGACUUUCUAAGUCAUAAAAGAAAAUUUGGAUCUAAAAUUGAAAAAACAAUUUAUAAAGAUAUGACUGUAGUGGAUUUGGUGGAUCGAUUAUUAAAAAAACGGGCUAUUACUUUUGUCGGGGUUAUGGAUGCUUGGAAAUUGAGAGACGGCAAAGAAGGAAUCGGCGACUGGGAAUCAAUUGGAACCGAUGACGAAACCAAUUUGAAAUUAAAAGAUUAUCUUAGUUACGACGAAAUAAAAUUGUCCGCCUUUUUAUCGGUCUCAUCCUACACUUAUUUCAUAAACGACGGAAACAGACGAAAUAAAGGUAUAUUAGAAGAAGAUAGAACUAAAAUCGAAGACGAAGGUGUUAUUAUGGGCUUAAUUGGAACAAGAUUGGUCAAAAGGAACGUUAUGGAAUAUCAAGACAUUAUUAUUGAUAAAGAACAAAACGUAGGAGGGAAUGGUUACGGACCAACAUUUGCACCAACUAUAAAUUCAAUGUACGCUGGCUUUUAUGAUAAAAUAAACAUGACGUAUCGGGAAUUUUUAAGCUCAGAAUUUAACAAAGAUUCUGUAAAUUUUAAAAUGUUAGGAAACGACUAUUAUUUUGAUAAUUUAACAUAUUCAAAACGAAUAUCUCUGACUGUGGACACAUUUUUAAUAGAAGCUAACACCAGAGCGAAACAAUCUAAUAAAUUUGCAUACGUUCAUUUAGUUGGAAUUGGUCUUGGUGUUUGGAUGAAAUCAACUCAUCAACUUGAUGUGUUUACUAGAACAGUUUCUCAACGAAUCAUAUCUUUAGGUGCACAUCUUCAUAACAUUUCAGAUGUAGAUUUAAGUUAUAUCCAAGCUGUAUCAUGUGGUAAUUAUAAUAGUGGCGAUAAAAUACCAAUUGAAGGUCAUCCAAACGGUGGGAUUAACAUUUAUUUAACAAAAAAUCAACCUCAUGUUCGUUUACAAGAAAUGCACGUUGGAAAGUUAAAGGUAGUUUCUUAUGCUUGGGAUGCAAAUGCAUUUCCCGGAAAUGAAUAUUGGUUUGGAAGUUUGCAAUCGAGCAGUGAUCCUGCGGCUGCUUGUUCUACACAAGUUACAGAAUUACACAAUCCUUAUGUCAAUAAAAUGCUUUGUGGUGCAAAUCUUCAUAUAGCUACUGCUGAAAGUGGUGUUAUUCAUGUUGAUCAUUAUUUAAAAUCUAUUAAAUAAAUAAAUUAUUAUAUUUCUAA